AUGGCAAUCUCGAUCCCCGUGGUAUCGUUUGAGAAAUUUCUCACCGGCAACCCAGCAGAGCAAAAGGAGGUGGCGAGACAAGUCUACGAUGCGUUCUCAACGGUUGGAUUCAUUUAUCUAAAGGACCAUGGUAUUCCGCAGUCAAGAGUCGAUGAGAUCUUUGCAUUAGCGAAAACCUUUUUUGAACUUCCUCUCACCACGAAACUCAACUAUAAACUUACCGAAGCACACGUGAACCAAGGCUACACGGCCGACGGCGCUGAAGGCAUCAACGACCACAAGGAAUGCUACGAGCAUCGACGCUUCAGUAACAAACUGUGCCCCGAUGAAUCCGAACUCCCAGGCUUCAAGUCAACCCUGGACAGCUUCUACGGGCAAUGUCUGAAUCUGGCGAUGAACGUGCUCAAGUGUCUUGCCAUGGUCAUGCAGCUGGGCGACGACUUCUUCGAGGGCAUCACCCAACACGCCGACCCACAGCUGCGGCUCAUCCACUACCCACCACUCGACCGCAGCGUGAUCGAGAAACAGGGCCACGCACGUAUCAUGCCACACACAGAUUUCGGUCUCUGUACACUGCUCUUCCAAGACUCGAUCGGCGGGUUGGAAGUCGAUCCGAGCCACGAGAACAAAUUCGUGACCGCCCCUCCGAUCGCAGGGACAGUGCUCAUUAACAUCGCCGACCUCCUGCAACGCUAUACCAAUGGGCGCGUCAAGUCGACUCGACACCGUGUCGUCAGCCCGCCGCCCGAUAAGUUCCAAGGCGAUGUGUUGCCCGCGAGGUAUAGUAUUCCGUUCUUCGUCCAUCCGGAUCCAGAGACCAUGAUUGAUCCGAUCACUUUGACAGAGGGGGAGGUCAAAUUGUAUGAGCCUGUCAAUGCCGGGGAGUGGAGGGAUUGGAACACGGCGACGAAUUAUCGGUUGAAGGAGCCUGAGGUUAUGAGUGUUGAAGUCGAGACGGUCGGAUAG
This is a messenger RNA of Rhinocladiella mackenziei CBS 650.93, 966 nucleotides long. RefSeq lists its product as uncharacterized. The transcript has 2 exons. Lineage: Eukaryota; Fungi; Ascomycota; Eurotiomycetes; Chaetothyriales; Herpotrichiellaceae. The coding region runs from base 1 to 966 and encodes 321 amino acids. The record is from RefSeq and is a predicted model, not a curated record. Gene Ontology annotation, molecular function: dioxygenase activity.